UUAAUAAUCAACUGAUGCAACUAUACAUGUAAGACUAUUCGAAGUGUUUUUAAAGUGGCAUUUUGUUAUCAUUAAAACAAUUGAAUUCUUAAAAAUACAUAAUUCUUAAGUUGAAACCCUUAUCAUAUGACAUGAUUGGCCAUGAAAUACUUUCUUUUUAACUAAAACAUAUUACGUUAACCGGCGAUGUGUGUACUGUUUGUAACGGGACAGCAGAUGACAGAACAAGUGUAUCAGCAAUAUGUUCGACUCUCUCAUUCCAUUGGAACUCGUAUUUACGACUAUAAUCGUUGGUUUUAUUUCGUCGUGUUUAGCACUAUAUUGCACAACAUUGGAUGCAGUUCCAUUUACGGGGCCGUUUCCACGACCAGCCAUUAAUGAGAGCAAACGACGAGGACACAAGGAGUGUAGAUUAAAUGAGAAGGACCAACGCGUUGCAGAUUUUGUUAGGUUUAUAUCCGAAAAGGUUGACAUAAGGAGAAAAUACAUACACAAUGAAUUAGUGAAACAUACAGACUACAUAGAAAACCUAGUUCAAUCAAUCUGUGGGAAGGUUUGUGAAUUCAAUAGAGCGUUUCGGAUAAAAGAAAUAGUACGACGGGGGAGCUUUUACGAUCGCACGAAAAUUGUUGAGCCGAACGAAUACGAUCUGAUGGCCAUUCUUUUAAUAUCGGACAGUAGUGCCAUCGACGUAUUUUUGAACGAAAACUGUCAUUACAAAGAUGAAGGAUGGGGGUAUGGGUUAAUAAAGCUAGUGAAGUCGGAUUUAACGCUCCCUAUUCCAAAGGAUUGUAUGAUUAAAACGUCCCAUGCCGUACACGCUGCCGGAGAAUCUUGGCAACUUAGCUACGUUAUAAUGUACAAACUUAGAGAGGCGGUAGAAUGGGCAUUAAAGGAAAUGAAGGAUGUUAAACUUUUGACGGGCAAUGAAUUUACAUUUCAUAAGGACGAUCCCAAAAAUCCGUAUCAACUCGGGGAUGUAAGCUUGCAUUGGGAUUUACAUGGACCUAGCGUUUGGUUACGAGUGGGGGCACCUCUCUGCACCACUGAUAUCGAUUUGUGUUUUUGUAUCGAGCGUAAGAAUCCAGUGAAAAUUACUCGAAAUAUUCAAAAUUAUGAAGAUAAUACUAAACGCCCACAAAUGGACACACAAAUAUCCACUGUCACGCAUACGAAGUUGGGUAGAUGCGCGAUGAUUCGGGGGGAUACCUAUCAAUGCGACAAAUGCAUUGAAGAUCAUUGGGUGGAGUCCGUCAUAGACCCCUUAAAGAACAAAUGUGCAUGGACAGAUUCACAUCGAUCGCUUUUACUCACGUUCAAGAUGAUAUCGGAGUUCAUGAGGAAGCGAUACAAGUAUGUUGACUUUUUCCCUUCGUAUUAUCUGAAGGUAUUGUUGGUUGAGCACGAAAAUAAAUGCAACGAUGAAACAAACGUAGGGAAAUGCUUUUAUGAUAUCGUCAAUAGAUUUAAAGCGAAUGAUCUUGGACUUGAGGAUUUAGAGACCAUAGACGAGGUAUUUGAAAAUGAAGAUGACGCCAAUACAGAUGAGUUUACGAUUCAAUUGGAAACCGGGAAAUUUCCACGUGUAAAACCAAUUCCAGACAUGCAUUAUCCCAAAAGGAAAAUAUUUGGGAAACUUCACGGAGCUAUAGCCCUCAUUUGGUUUCUACAAUAUGUAAAACAUACACCUAAUACUGAAUGGUGGGCGAAACUCACUGGGUCUGAAUUUGGUGUCCAAGAAAAUGAGCCAUUUAAAUCAUUAACCGAAACAUUCGAAAGGGUAAACACUUGGACAACAUCUUUUCGUACUGGUGACUUGUAUCUCCAUAAUGGUAGUAGACUAGAACUUAAAUGGCAACACGAUGAUGGUACAGAUACGUAUGUGUGUGUUACCCAGUAAAUACCAUAGGCAAAGGCCGCCGAUAGGAAUUAAUUUUUAUAUAAAGAUGGCAUGGUAAUCGAUCUGUGAUUAUUUAUAAAAAGAUAUAAAUACUGGAUUCUGUUGGUGCUGCCAUCUUUAUAUCGGCCCAGAAACUAUAUAGUAAAUACCAAUCCAAGCAUUUAAUGACGAUGGUUAGGAUGAUGAAAAGUUGUCAAAUGCCUUUGUCAUCUGUACACAAAAAUAAAAUGUAACAAAUAAAGUUUAAAAAUGGCCUUUUACACCAUAAUCUA
Molecule: messenger RNA, 2172 nt
Organism: Owenia fusiformis
Lineage: Eukaryota; Metazoa; Annelida; Polychaeta; Sabellida; Oweniidae
Source: the annotation of a GenBank genome assembly